GGAGAAAAUCCACUGAGGACCCACAGCCUCACCAGGAAUCGCAAUGAAGGAUCGCACUCAGGAGUUAAGAAGUGCCAAAGACAGUGAUGAUGAGGAAGAGGUGGUACAUGUGGAUCGAGACCAUUUCAUGGAUGAAUUCUUUGAGCAGGUAGAGGAAAUCCGUGGCUGCAUUGAGAAGCUCUCGGAGGAUGUGGAGCUGGUGAAGAAGCAGCACAGUGCCAUCUUGGCUGCCCCCAACCCAGAUGAGAAAACCAAGCAGGAAUUGGAGGACCUCACAGCUGACAUCAAGAAGACUGCCAACAAGGUGCGCUCCAAGUUAAAAGCGAUUGAGCAGGGAAUUGAGCAGGAAGAGGUACAGAACCGAUCCUCAGCUGACUUGAGAAUCCGGAAAACACAGCAUUCAACCCUAUCUCGCAAGUUUGUGGAGGUGAUGACGGAAUACAACACAACUCAGUCUAAAUAUCGAGAUCGAUGCAAAGACCGUAUCCAGAGGCAGCUGGAGAUAACUGGCAGGACAACAACCAAUGAAGAGUUAGAAGACAUGCUAGAGAGUGGCAAGUUGGCGAUUUUCACUGACGAUAUCAAAAUGGACUCACAGAUGACAAAGCAGGCCCUGAACGAGAUCGAAACCCGGCACAACGAGAUAAUCAAACUGGAAACCAGCAUUCGGGAGCUCCAUGACAUGUUUGUGGACAUGGCUAUGUUGGUCGAGAGUCAGGGUGAGAUGAUUGACCGCAUCGAGUACAAUGUUGAGCACUCUGUGGAUUAUGUGGAAAGAGCCGUCUCUGACACCAAGAAAGCUGUAAAAUACCAGAGCAAGGCUCGAAGGACAGAGGAAGGCCUGCAACCUCUGUUGCUUUCACAGCAAAAUAUAAUGACCACCAAUGUAGAGAAGUGA
This is a messenger RNA of Python bivittatus (Burmese python), 898 nucleotides long. The record is from RefSeq and is a predicted model, not a curated record. NCBI's taxonomy places the organism in Eukaryota, Metazoa, Chordata, Lepidosauria, Squamata, Pythonidae.